AAGUCAAGCUGCUGCGUCCUCCAGACGCUAUGGAAUAUGCAGAGUCUCGUGUUCUCUGGACGCCCUCCGUUCCCUACUUACUCCCAGUACUCGCCCUGAACCGUUGUUUUCUUCCAUUUCCCUCGCCGUGAUUUCUCAUCUUCUCUUCUCCGAUGUCGACUUUCUUAACCAGCGUCGCUAAUCCUAAUCCGAACAAGUCAUUCGAGGUUGCUCAGCCUCCUAGUGACUCUGUUUCCAGUCUCAGUUUCAGUCCCAAGGCUAAUUUCCUCGCUGCGACCUCCUGGGAUAACCAGGUGCGCUGUUGGGAGAUAAUGCAAUCUGGAGGAAAUGUUGCUAGUAUGCCAAAGGCAUCAAUAUCACAUGAACAGCCGGUUUUGUGCUCCACUUGGAAAGAUGAUGGAAUGACUAUCUUUUCAGGUGGUUGUGACAAGCAAGUGAAGAUGUGGCCUCUAAUGUCAGGUGGCCAACCUAUGGUUGUAGCCAUGCAUGAUGCACCAAUCAAAGAAAUGGCUUGGAUCCCUGAGAUGAAUUUAUUAGUCACAGGGAGCUGGGAUAAGACUUUGAAGUAUUGGGAUACAAGGCAGCCAAACCCAGCGCAUACCCAACAACUUCCUGAGCGCUGCUAUGCAAUGGCAGUGAAGCAUCCUCUCAUGGUUGUUGGCACAGCUGAUAGAAACUUGAUUGUGUUCAACUUGCAAAAUCCUCAGACUGAGUACAAGAGAAUUGUUUCUCCCUUGAAGUAUCAGACAAGGUGUGUUGCUGCCUUUCCUGACCUGCAAGGCUUCUUGGUUGGAUCAAUAGAAGGACGGGUUGGGGUGCAUCAUUUGGAUGAUCAGCAACAAAACAAGAACUUUACUUUUAAAUGCCAUAGAGAUGGAAAUGAGAUAUAUUCAGUCAACUCUUUAAAUUUCCAUCCUGUGCAUCACACGUUUGCAACAGCUGGUUCUGAUGGUGCUUUUAAUUUCUGGGACAAGGAUAGUAAACAGAGACUGAAGGCUAUGUCCAGGUGCAGUCAGCCUAUUCCUUGCAGCACUUUCAACAAUGAUGGUUCAAUAUUUGCAUAUUCGGUGUGCUAUGACUGGAGCAAGGGAGCAGAGAAUCAUAAUCCCGCGACAGCAAAAACAUACAUUUUCCUCCAUCUAACACAGGAAUCAGAUGUUAAAAGCAAGCCAAGAAUCGGAACUAGUGGUAGAAAGUGAAACUGAUCAAAACAUGCAUUUUUGUAUCUUGAUCACGGAUGAUCGUAUUCUUAGCUUCCGCAAUGGUAGUGAUAUGCAAAAGAAUCCGUUUGCUGUUGGCAAGAGCAGCUAGGAGUAGGAAAAGAUGUGUUCCAGGUAGUUAAUUGAAUUGAAUAUUUGAUCAUCACCUGAUGUAUGUGGUAGUCAAAGAAGCUGUAUAUCCUGCAAAGUUUAUGUUUUGGCAUCGCAGAGGCUUAAACCCAUGAUCUUAACCCCAAAUCAAGGUUUUUAAAUUAAAAAAUACUAAUUCAGUUCAGCUCUUAGUAGUAUAUAUUCUGCUGAUUGCUGCAAAAGUAAGCAGUUAGUAAUAAUAUAAUAGAAUUAGAAGUUUUAAUGUAUUUUAUGUUGCACCUGCUCGACAGCGGAUGGACUAAACUGUUAGUACUGGGAAUCAGCAUGAAUAUAAUUAUGGAAGAUCA
Molecule: messenger RNA, 1657 nt
Organism: Rubroshorea leprosula
Lineage: Eukaryota; Viridiplantae; Streptophyta; Magnoliopsida; Malvales; Dipterocarpaceae
Source: the annotation of a GenBank genome assembly